AUAUUUAUCUGGGUGAGUACAAUUCACUUGUCAAGUGUUAUCUCUACUGACACACCUCAUAAUUAAUUUCAUUGAUUUUUCCGACCGUGCACUCUAAAAAUGUCACAAAAAAUGCGUGAUAUUCCUAUUGCUAAGUUAAAUAAUGGGAUAGAAAUUCCAGUUUUUGGAUUAGCGGCACCUCAGGUGGAAAAUGUGCAACUUGUGGUAAGUUCAAACUACCGACUAAUGGAUUGCUCUAUUUUUGAAAAUGAGAAAAGAUUUGGAGUCGCUCUUCAACAACUAAUCGAAGGAGGAAAAAUCAGACGGAAAGACUUAUUUCUCAUGAGCAAAUUUUGCUGCACUAACACCACAAAUUUAGUCAAGGCUGCUCUUUUAGACACUUUGAAAAAAUUACAAGUUGCAUAUUUAGAUUUAUACUUAAUUGAGCGACCACCAGCUUGCAAAGACCACAACCUUAUUGAAACGUGGGAAGCUAUGGAAGGGCUUUACAAAAACUGCACAAUUCGCCCGCAAGUUAAUCAAAUUCAAUGUCACCCUUACUUAAAUCAAGCUAAAUUACGAAAGUAUUGUUCGAACAAUGGAAUUGCUGUAAUAAGUUACAGUCCGUUGGGUGCGAGGAAUAAUAUUCAACCUGAAAGUCUCGACGUUCUUAGUGACUGCAGGAUUAAAGAAAUUGCAAGGAGAUACAACAAAACACCAACAGAAAUUGUGCUAAAAUAUAACGUGCAGUUAGGAAAUAUUGUCAUUUCGGACAUGUUAAUCGAAAGUGCGAAUUUUUUCGAUUUUUACUUAGCACCUGAAGAUAUGAGUUACAUUUCAACGUUUAGUUCGUAAAAUUCGAUUUGUGUUUCAGUGUAUGUAAAUAAAAAGCAGACAGCAUUUCAAUUAACUCGA
Molecule: messenger RNA, 894 nt
Organism: Tribolium castaneum (red flour beetle)
Lineage: Eukaryota; Metazoa; Arthropoda; Insecta; Coleoptera; Tenebrionidae
Product: aldo-keto reductase family 1 member B1-like
Exons: 4
Coding region: 100-834 (244 amino acids)
Molecular function (GO): oxidoreductase activity
Source: RefSeq, a predicted model, not a curated record